Molecule: messenger RNA, 1547 nt
Organism: Sciurus carolinensis (gray squirrel)
Lineage: Eukaryota; Metazoa; Chordata; Mammalia; Rodentia; Sciuridae
Gene: Kcnk4
Product: potassium two pore domain channel subfamily K member 4
Exons: 7
Coding region: 357-1538 (393 amino acids)
Biological process (GO): stabilization of membrane potential; potassium ion transmembrane transport
Cellular component (GO): membrane
Molecular function (GO): potassium ion leak channel activity
Source: RefSeq, a predicted model, not a curated record
UGCUGUCGCAGCCGCAGCGGGCGAGCCAUGGAUGGACCAUCCCCGUCCCCGGCCAGCGCUGCCCAGCCUCACCUCCCACUUUCCCUUCGCGCCCCCUCUGCCUUCCUCAGAAGGCCGGUUCCCUACGCCCCCGCCCCAGGCCCUCCGCAUUCCUCACUCACCCUGCCUCCCCCAAGGCAGGCUGCUCUCCUCCGUUCUUCUUCCUUUCCUUUCCCGACGCCCUCCUCUUUUCUCACACCCUGGAGCCCCUGGACAGGGGCUGAGGGCCAGGCAGUGGAGUGACCACCGCUCCCCAGGAGCCCCCUGCCCCACCUCCCCAGGGGGGCAGCGCAGCCGGCUCUGCCCCCGGGCGUGCCAUGCGCAGCACCACACUACUGGCACUGCUGGCGCUGGUCCUGCUCUACUUGGUGUCAGGUGCCCUGGUGUUCCGGGCCCUGGAGCAGCCACACGAGCAGCAGGCCCAGAGGGACCUGGGGGAGGUCCGAGAGAAGUUCCUGAAGGCCCAUCCAUGUGUGAAUGAGCACGAGCUGGGGGACUUCAUCAAGGAUGUGGCUAAUGCCCUGGGAGGGGGUGCAGACCCAGAAACCAACUCGACCAGUAACAGCAGCCACUCAGCCUGGAACCUGGGCAGCGCCUUCUUUUUCUCAGGGACCAUCAUCACCACCAUCGGCUAUGGCAAUGCAGCUCUGCGCACAGAUGCUGGGCGCCUCUUCUGCAUCUUUUAUGCACUGGUGGGGAUCCCAUUGUUUGGGAUCCUGCUGGCAGGGGUCGGGGACCGACUUGGCUCCUCCCUGCGCCGCGGCAUUGGUCACAUCGAAGCAAUCUUCCUGAAGUGGCACGUGCCACCAGGGCUGGUGCGAGUGCUUUCUGCGAUGCUCUUCCUGCUGAUCGGCUGCCUGCUCUUUGUCCUCACGCCCACAUUCGUGUUCUGCUAUAUGGAGGACUGGAGCAAGCUGGAGGCCAUCUACUUUGUCAUAGUGACGCUCACCACCGUGGGCUUCGGCGAUUACGUGGCCGGCGCCGAUCCCAGACAGGACUCUCCAGCCUACCAGCCGCUGGUGUGGUUCUGGAUCUUGCUCGGCCUGGCCUACUUCGCCUCGGUGCUCACCACCAUCGGGAACUGGUUGCGAGUGGUGUCCCGCCGCACUCGGGCAGAGAUGGGUGGCCUCACGGCGCAGGCUGCCAGCUGGACUGGCACAGUGACUGCGCGGGUGACCCAGCGAGCCGGGCCCACCGUACCACCGCAGGAGAAGGAGCCGCCACUCCUGCCCCCACCGCCCUGUCCAGCGCAGCCGGUCCGCAAACCCCCAUCUCCUGCACCCCCGGAGAAGGUCCAAACGCCUUCCCCGCCCACAGCCUCCGCCUUGGAUUACCCCAGCGAGAAUCUGGCCUUCAUCGACGAGUCCUCUGACACGCAGAGCGAGCGCGGCUGCGCGCUGCCUCGGGCGCCGCGGGGUCGUCGCCGUCCCAACCCCCCCAGGAAGCCAGCGCGGCCCCGGGGUCCCGGGCGCCCCCGAGACAAAGGCGUGCCAGUGUAGGGGCAGGAU